Vitis vinifera (wine grape) is the source of this 3184-nucleotide messenger RNA. RefSeq lists its product as uncharacterized. Bases 308 to 2644 code for a protein of 778 amino acids. The transcript has 14 exons. Gene Ontology annotation, cellular component: intracellular membrane-bounded organelle. Lineage: Eukaryota; Viridiplantae; Streptophyta; Magnoliopsida; Vitales; Vitaceae. Gene Ontology annotation, molecular function: protein binding. The record is from RefSeq and is a predicted model, not a curated record. Gene Ontology annotation, biological process: autophagy.
GAAGGGUCAUCUCAGAAGGGCAUUUUGGUCAAAUCUUACGUUCCACGCCUACCACAGAAAUCAAUAGAAAAUAUAAAUGCCCGAUGUUCUUAGGUUUUCGAUCUUUGGGAGAUCUUGCUACAGUGACUGCACAUAGCAAACGACGUCGUUUCAUCAUCGCCUGAAUUCAUCGAUCUCCAUAUCCUUCCCAUUAAUUUAUCGUUGUCUCUCCUUGGAUCCAAAAAUUUUUACACAAAUUUAAUUUCGCCAUCAAAUUCUGCACAGAAUGCCGGAGAACUUUGGGGCAUGAGAUUUUCUCGAGAAAAUUAUGAGGAGUUCUUUCUGGGUGGACGAUGGGAGUGUGAAUGUGACGUCGACCUCGAGUUCGCAGACUCGUAUUCCUCAGGCUGUUCCAAGCCACCACCCCAAUUCCAGACACAGUGGAAGCAAUGUCUAUCGACUGCUAGCACGGAGAGAGGUUGCUCCGCGAACAAAGCAUUCAUUAAAAAGGUUAUGGGGAGACGCUUCUAAAUGGCAUCACAAUUCCAUUGGUCCAAGGUGUGAAGCAGCGAGAAAUGCAAGAUGUGGUCUUAUCUCAUGGGUGGAGGCAGAAUCAUUGCGGCAUUUAUCUGCAAAAUACUGCCCACUGUUACCUCCUCCAAGGUCCACUAUCGCAGCUGCCUUUAGUCCUGAUGGAAAAACACUUGCUUCUACACAUGGAGAUCAUACAGUGAAGAUUAUUGAUUGCCAAAAUGGCAGCUGCUUGAAGGUGUUGAGUGGUCACCGGAGGACACCUUGGGUGGUUAGAUUUCAUCCACUCUAUCCUGAAAUACUUGCAAGUGGAAGUUUGGAUCAUGAAGUUCGAUUGUGGGAUGCAAGUACUGCAGAGUGCAUAGGGUCACGUGACUUUUACCGUCCCAUUGCUUCAAUUGCUUUCCAUGCCCAAGGGGAGCUUCUUGCUGUAGCUUCAGGACACAAGCUAUACAUAUGGCACUAUAAUAGGAGAGGAGAGACAUCCUCACCAACCAUUGUAUUGAAGACACGACGUUCCCUUCGGGCUGUGCAUUUUCAUCCACAUGCUGCUCCAUUUCUUUUAACUGCUGAGGUCAAUGACCUUGACUCUUCAGAUUCCUCAAUGACCCUUGCAACUUCUCCUGGUUACUUGCGCUAUCCUCCUCCUACUGUAUAUUUGGCUGAUGCUCAUUCUAGUGAUCGUUCUAGUUUGGCCGACGAACUACCACUUAUGUCUUUACCAUUUUUUAUCUGGCCUUCAUUUGCUAGAGAUGAUGGGAGAAUCUCUCUGCAGCAUACUGAUGGAGUUGCUGGUCCAAGUAUUGCACAACAGAGAGUGGAUCAUUCUACUUCAGUGCGCCUUUUGACAUAUUCAACACCAUCAGGGCAGUAUGAACUGCUGUUGUCUCCUAUGGAACCUAGUAGCUCCUCCCCUAUGCCAGAGGAGACAGGAACCAAUUCCUUCUUGAGGGAAAUGGAAAAUUCGGUUCCUCAACCUGCAAUGGAUGCUAUGGAUACAACAGAAGUGCAGCCUGAAGAGAGAAGUAAUCAGUUUUUCCCUUUUGGUGACCCUUCAUAUUGGGAGCUCCCUUUCUUGCAAGGGUGGUUAAUUGGCCAGAGCCAAGCUGGCCAACGUACGAUCCGUCCACUUAGUGGCUCUGGUCAUGAAAAUCCAUCUUCAUUUGGUGAAACUGAAACUCCUGCUCCCAUGGUUUCCUCAGUAAUGUCAACUAGUAUUAGCCAAUCUAGGGUUACAGGAAGAUCAAGUUCGCGACAUAGAUCUUCUCGUUCCCGGGCAGCAACUGGGUCUGCAGAAGGUGCUUUUUUAAACAUUGGACAGGAUGAAAGUGGUUUGCAGCCUGUUGUUAGCAGAAUCCAAUCUGAACUUGCCACCUCCCUGGCUGCAGCAGCAGCUGCAGAAUUACCUUGUACUGUGAAGCUGAGAAUAUGGCCACAUGAUAUCAAAGAUCCAUGUGCCUCUCUUGAUGCAGAGCGAUGUCGCUUAACUAUACCUCAUGCCGUUCUUUGUAGUGAAAUGGGAGCCCAUUUUUCGCCCUGUGGGAGAUUUUUGGCAGCCUGUGUUGCAUGCAUGCUCCCUCAUUUGGAAGCUGAUCCUGGAUCACAGGGCCAGAUGCACCAUGGUGUCACAGGGGCUGCAACAUCCCCAACACGCCAUCCUAUUUCAGCCCACCAAGUUAUGUACGAGCUUCGGAUCUAUUCUUUGGAGGAGGCAACAUUCGGUUUAGUGCUUGCGUCACGAGCAAUACGAGCUGCUCAUUGUUUAACUUCAAUCCAGUUCUCACCCACAUCAGAGCAUUUAUUACUUGCCUAUGGGCGUCGCCAUAAUUCACUUCUCAAAAGUAUUGUCAUUGAUGGGGAGACAACAGUGCCUAUUUACACAAUUCUGGAGGUCUACAGAGUUUCUGAUAUGGAACUUGUGAGAGUUCUUCCUAGUGCAGAGGAUGAGGUUAAUGUAGCUUGCUUUCAUCCUUCUGUUGGAGGUGGCCUUGUCUAUGGAACGAAGGAAGGGAAACUCAGAAUCCUCCAAUAUGAUAGUUCUCAUGGCAUGAAUUAUACAUCAUCCUGUUUUCUUGAUGAGAACAUGCUUGAGGAUGAGAUCAAGGCAUAUCCAUCUUAUGUUUGUUGUGCUUAGUUGUCGAAUUGCAUCAAUCUUCAUCUCCCAGCAACAUCAGACCCUAAUUCAUACUAAUGUUCCUUCUUCAAAUGCCUGUGAAAUGCUCUAGAAAUUGUAUCUCCCUUUGUUGUCUAGAAGGAAGUAUGUUGUCCACAUCAUUAGGAAAUCCAGCUAACUUUGGAGACAGACAGGUAAUUGCCAAGCAAAAUAUGUGAAACAUCUCUGUAGCAGCUUGUUCAGAUUCCACCCAAGCUUGUAAGGUCUCUGCUUAAACAGCAAUGCUGACGACAAAAAGGAGCAAAAAAAAAAAAAAAAAAAACAGAAAGAGAGAAAAGAGAGUUUCCUAUGUUGAGAAACAUCUAGCGUUUAGUUUAUUUACUCUUGAUAGAUUGUCAUUGUGUCUUUUAAAGCCCCUAAAUGGGGUCUUGAUUGUAACUUGGAAAAAAAGAAAAAAGAAAAAAAGAAAAAAAAAAAAAACAGCCAUUGAGGUAUUUGAUUGUACAUGAUUGAAAAGAUAUAUUUGUACGCUUUUAUUUUUUUAGCAUUUUUUUUUUCUCA